CCGUCUCCUCGUGUGGCGCAAUUUUCAGGGGCUAGGGCACGGUGCAGAGGAGACCCCAUCUAGUGAGUUGCGCUGUGCGCUCCUCCUCAUCUCUGGUUGUUUGAGCGAGGCUUCCGUCCAGGCUUUGGCUUAUAUGGGCGCCACGUGGCAGCAGACUGCAGGGCACAGCGUGCUUCCUUUGCUCUUCCUGCCGCCCUCCUGGCUCGAGCCGCCUCGCUGUCAGGCGAGGCCCAGCAGCUGGCACCCCGAAAUACCCUCAGCGGUCCGGCAGGUCACAGUCCGCAGGGAGCAGCCAGAGAUGCUGACGCGUGCUUGCCUCUUCGCCGUGGCGUUGCCGUUCCUCGUCGAUGCCGGCUGGUUCGGGCCGCCCCAGUACGUACAGGAUGCCUGCAAGCGGUGGUGCGAGGAAGCAUCGCAGGAUGCUGAUGCCAGCGACGCCUGCCAGAGGUGCAACGCAGGGCCAGAGCAGAACCCGUCCGCCACCGAGCGGUCCGGCUACUGCGAUCGCGAGAUCACGUUCCCACGGCACUACCCGAAGCUGUGGCUCGAGGAGCCGAGCUGGCAGGGCAAAAUGCAGAAGGUCGAGGGCAAGACGCGCUGCUGGUGCGACACCGGCUGCCCCGUGUACAAAGCGAAGUCCGCGCUCUUCUGCUGGAACGAGUGCUCCGCGGUUUGUGGGGCACAGUCGCUGCUGCCGCUCACGCUGGUAUAGCGAUGCCGCCGGCAUGCUCUGACCAGCGGACUGCGCGUGCUGGAUGAACGGCAGCGCGAUUUUCCUGCUUCUUCGUCCCACAGCGCGGAGGCAGCACACCUUGUCGUAAUGGCUGCCCGCCAGCCUGUAUGUCCAAUUGUCCACUGCGCAGAGGACCCCAAGUCGAGCGGAGCGACCCAGCGCGCCGCGAGAGAGCGGGUGGGCAGGCUGUGUCAGACGAAGAGGGGCCGUGGCAUCGGUAGCGGAAGCCAGGAGGACCAGGGAUUGAGAAGGGGCCGCAGUCAAAGAAGAGCACAUCAGCACAAGCA
Molecule: messenger RNA, 1020 nt
Organism: Prorocentrum cordatum
Lineage: Eukaryota; Dinophyceae; Prorocentrales; Prorocentraceae
Source: the annotation of a GenBank genome assembly